Thermochaetoides thermophila DSM 1495 is the source of this 975-nucleotide messenger RNA. RefSeq lists its product as uncharacterized. The transcript is spliced from 2 exons. The record is from RefSeq and is a predicted model, not a curated record. Gene Ontology annotation, molecular function: oxidoreductase activity. Gene Ontology annotation, cellular component: cytosol. Bases 1 to 975 code for a protein of 324 amino acids. NCBI's taxonomy places the organism in Eukaryota, Fungi, Ascomycota, Sordariomycetes, Sordariales, Chaetomiaceae.
AUGAUCGCAGACAACGGAGUGAAACUCGUCCUGGGUUCCGCCACGGCCUUCUUCGAUGGCCCUCUUGAGAAAGCAGUUGACUUCCUCAACUUCGCCAAAGAGCUUGGCUUUGAUGCUGUCGACACAGCCAAAAUCUACGGCAACAACGAAGAACUGCUGGGCCGAGCCGGAGCUGCUUCGAGCUUCACCAUCGACUCCAAGACCCCAGGGUCUUUCGGCCCCGAGCCUAGCAGCAAAGACGUCGUCAUCAGAGAUGGACAAGAGAGCCUGAAGAAAGUUCAGGCUGAGAGUCUCGACGUCUACUACAUCCACGCGCCCGACCAACGGGUCCCCUGGAAAGAAACCCUCAGCGGCCUCGACGCCCUCCACAAACAAGGCGUCUUCAAGCGCCUGGGCAUAUCCAACUUCCUGGCGCACGAAAUCGACGAAAUCGUGCAAAUCGCCAAAGAAAACAACUUCGUCGUCCCCUCCGUCUACCAGGGCAACUACUCGGCCGUCGCCCGGCGCACCGAAAACGAGAUAUUCCCCACUGUCCGCAAGCACAACAUGGCCUUCUACGUGUACAGCCCCAUCGCAGGCGGGUUCCUGUCCAAGUCACGCGACGAUCUGUUCGCUUCCGGGAGCAGGUUUGCCGAGGGCAAUCUGCUUGCGACGAUCUACCGGCCGAUGUAUACCAAGCCGAGCUUUUUGCGGGCGCUGGAUGAGUGGGAUCGGAUUGCAAAGGAGGAAGGGGUUGCAAUGGCGGAGCUGGCGUAUCGUUGGAUUGUGUACCACUCGAAGUUGAGUCCUGAGUUUGGGGAUGCGGUGAUUGUGGGGGCGCGGAGCCAGGAGCAAUUGAGGGCGACUGUUGAGGGGGUAAAGAGGGGUCCGUUGAGUAAGGGGGCUGUGAGGAGGAUUGAAGAGAUUUGGGAGGGGAUUAGGGAGGAUGCGCCGUUAGAUAAUUCGGACCUUCACCGGGCUGGUGUCCACUGGUAA